AGCUGUGUGGAUCAUUUCUGACAAGGACCCAUGGAGCUGCAGAAGGAUGAUGUUAAAAGCAAACAGCAGUGCCUCGUGCGCACCUCCUUGCUAAGCCCUUAUCCCAAGGAAGCCCAGGAAAGCAUCUACAGAGGCCUUGCAGCAUUGUCAGAGGAAAGCUUGCCUUACUUGAGUACGUCUUUAGAUGCAGAUAUUGACAUGUAUAACAUGAGAAUGAGAACCUGCACUGCAGAGGUAGACAAAAGUGAGACGGAAGCUGAUGUGCUGAGAGUGUGUGAUGGUGGUACAGAUUCCACCUGCGGGCUGUGCUAUGGUGGGAGUCAUGUCCAAUUGGGUGAAGAUUCACAGCUGGAGUACAUCAGUGCGAAUGAAGAAGGCUUUGAUGAUGGGAAUAGCUCAAGAGAGUUUCCUGAGCAAAGGGAAGCUGAGCGUUGUACAGGUGCAGAAGCAGCUAUGGCAGAGCUUCCCCAGCUGUUCCACAACUCUCUGCUGGUUGGCAGUGCUGUGGCUUGUGAUCAGAAGGAGGAGCAGGCAGCAUCUCUCAGCGGUCUUGCUGGACAUAUGCUUGACAAUAACGCAUGCAGGAGUACAGAAAGGAGUUACCUAAAUCUGCUUGCCAUUCACCAUUCAGAGGUGAAAGAUGCUUCCUCACCUGAUAGCACACAGCCCCAACAGAACCACAGGUGUGUUCACAGCAACUUAGCAGAGGGAGGAUGCCCUUCACUGUUACCAAGGGAAAGGGCCCCAGCAAAAACCACAGAGCUCUGCAAAAGGGCAGGGGACUCUGAGUUUUACGGUUGUGAGGAUCCCCUCCUGCACAUGUGCAGUGCCAGCUGCGCUUACCGUGCUGCAAAGGUGGAUGAGAACCGGCGUCCAGUCCCUGCAGUUCUCUCUAUCAAGGAUCUCUGUUCUGGGGAGGAAGCCUCAGGCAAAUCUUGCAGUGCAAAUACCUCCCUCAACCUGGAGUGUUGUGAAAGCUUGGGAGAUGUGGUCGGUCGUUCUAAAGUGAACCAGGCAGUCGAUGCGAGUUGUGAUUUUAGAGUUUGCUUUACAACCAGCAGAAGUACCAGUGCUCGAGUUCCUCUCUCAUCCAGGGCAAUUAAUACAGAGGUGACAAUGAUGAAUGAAUUCAGGUGUGUGGGUUUGCCUGGGGAAACUUGUGCCACUGUUGCUGGCAGUACAGAGCGGCUGUCUGGACCUGGUCCUACAGAGGAAAUGGGGUCACAGCUUGCUGAUGUGCACCAGGAUGGCAGCGCUGGGGCAAAUGAAAGUAGAUCACAAGACAAGGAACAGAGGGAAUCCAAAGCUGAGUUGUGCAGCAGCUGUUUAAAGAUAAUGGCUGACAGGCUGGCACACAUCAGCAAAGACACUGCGAAGGAUUCUGUGUCAGUCUGUCAAAGUCUACUGCAGAGAGCUAUUGAAGCAGAACUGCAGGUUCUGAACGCUCACUAUCAGAUGUGCUACCGACACUGCUUGAAGAUCCACAAACUGGCUUUGGAGGAAAAGGCGUGUUUUGGCAGAUACUAUGGAAAUACUUCUGCUAAUACUGAAGUAGGUUCAACUGUCACGUCAGUUUUGGAAGAGCUGAAUAAGAAUUACAGCAGUAUGAGAGCAAAAAUACAAACGGGAACACCUUUGAGCACACUUCCACCGCUGUCAGUCGAGAUAAAGUCAUUGCCCAUUGUUUCCUCUUAUGUCCCAUGCCAGUUAUUCGGGGAGGAAUUUCGCCAUGGUUCUUUUUCAGGCAUGAGAAAAGCAGGUUUUGAAGCUUCAGGGUUGCAGGAAAUCAGAACUCCUGUCUACACGGAGAGUGCACAGACCACAUGUUUAACUGACAGCCAGCAGCCCAGUGACUCUGCUUCCUCCAAGGUGUCCCAGGAGCAGCUUAAAGAGCAGGGUGUGCAGCACGGAUCUGUGAGAAACAAAGAAUGGAACGAAUGCUGGUUUGAUGCUAGAGAGGACUUUGCAGUAACAGAUUUGUCACUAGUAUCUGAAGAAGUGGGGAAGCACCCAGAGAAACAAGACACAGUUGGUUUAAGAGGAGCAAAGAUAACAGAGGGUGCAAAUGAGUGCACAUUUGUUUGCAUUGGUGGCUUGAGUUCAUCCGUGUCAGAGGAUGAUCUGAGAUCGCAUUUCCAGAAGUACCAGAUCUCUGUCAUUCUGCUCUGUGAGGAUUCUGAUAACCACAGAUGCGCAUUUCUUGGCUUUAAAGACACCUCCUCAGCAAAGUUAGCAGUGGAAAAAAUGAACAAGACACAAAUGAAAGGAAAACCAAUAAGUGUGGAGCUUGUCAGCAAUCCAUCAGAGAACAGAUCUUCGGCUUCCAACAUACUUGGGAAGAAGCUUUGGUGCGAAGCUCUCUCUGUUGCUAACAGUGCAAGCAGCAAUCAGAGUGUAAAACUCCUGUCAGCCUCUGGUUGUGUGGCAGCACCUGGCACCUCCUCUGCUUCUCAGAAGGUGCCUCUCCAGCCCGGGGCUUCUGCACACACUCCUGGCUCUACACAAGUACCAUCAGAAGCCAGGAGCCCCAAAUCCUCUGCUGAAGGCUCCGCUACUGGAGGAAAUUCCCUGCCAAAAGCACCUGCUGCUCCUGCCUCCACUAAUUCAUUAGAAGCCUUUAUGUCUCCUAAAGCACUGAACUUGAGCAGCUUUGCCAAAUUAAUGAAGAAACUUAAAGACGUUCAUCCAGAAGCCAGCAGAGAUAAAAUCGUGGAUGCUCUGCUGGAGGUGAGGAAGAACAAUAAUGGUGUCCUAAGUGGCUUGUCCAUCAGUUCUAUUAUGGAAAGGGCCUCUGUAAUCCUAAGGAAACCAACGGCUGUUUGUACAGGGAAAGGCAGUGGCGAUCAAUGAUGUAAUGAAGAACCGACCACUUCACAUGACAGAUUUUUGCAGUCCAGCUCGCUCCGGGAUUGUUCUGUCCUUCUUGUUUGUUUGAUUUCGUGACAACUCGCUUAGCAUUGCUGUUUGGUUUGCAGUUCUGUUUGACCGAACAUAGCCCCAAGUUCUUUUCAGCUUUUUGUGCAGACAGAUAUUGAGUAAUUCUUCCCAGUUUGGUUGUUCUGUGUAGUUCCCCCUGUUUCUUAUGAGGUUUUAAGGCUCCCAUUUUAGCACGUUGAGACUUAUAGCAGCAGGACUUCUUUCUGCUGAAGCACACAAGCCCCGGC
Messenger RNA from Coturnix japonica (Japanese quail), 3164 nucleotides. The record is from RefSeq and is a predicted model, not a curated record. NCBI's taxonomy places the organism in Eukaryota, Metazoa, Chordata, Aves, Galliformes, Phasianidae.